This is a messenger RNA of Olea europaea var. sylvestris, 1954 nucleotides long. RefSeq names its product homeobox-leucine zipper protein HDG1-like. The record is from RefSeq and is a predicted model, not a curated record. Bases 824 to 1516 code for a protein of 230 amino acids. Lineage: Eukaryota; Viridiplantae; Streptophyta; Magnoliopsida; Lamiales; Oleaceae. The transcript has 3 exons.
AGUAAAAAAUUACUUAUUUGACAGAGUGGUGAGAGCUACUUGAAAGUAACUUAUUUGUCUAAGAAAAAGAAUUUUGUGUUUUAAAACUUAUAAGUAAAUUUCUUGGGAUUAGCCAAACAUGCAAUAAGUAUUGCUUUGAAAAUGCACAUAGUUUAUGAAUUGUAUGCGACAAGUAGCUGGACAAUCUGAAGCAGCGGCCUGCCGAAGCCCUUUGGCUACUUUGAAGAAGCCAUUCAGCUCCCCAUUUAUGGAAAUAGAGAAAGAAGGAGUGGUGAUCCUGUGGGUCUGCUGCUGUGAUUAUUAUGGACCUUAUUGUCAACAACCUUAUUGCAGUUGUGCAUUACUUGUGCAAUUUGCAUGCAAGUAUGAAAAUCAAUUCAAUAGUUGUCGUAACAUGCUUGUGCAAUUCCAGAGCAAUUUUGGAAAUCAGCUGGAAAUUUGUGGAUAUAUUUUAACUUCAGAACAAUUUGGAAUACCUUAUCAUUGCUUCUAACGGGCUUGAUGCAUCUCUGUUUUUACUGUUUUAAUUCUCAUGAUAGCUCUCCUUUUAUUUUCUUUUUUUUGGUAAAGAAAGGUUGGUAACUUCAAAAUUGAGUUUCAGGUUACCUGGGUUGAGCACACAGAAUAUGAUGCCAAUGUCGUCCAUCAAUUAUAUCAACCAUUAUUGAAUUCUGGAUUGGGCUUUGGUGCACAAAAGUGGGUCGCCAGUCUACAAAGACAAUGCAAUUACUUGGCUGCAAUCACAUCCUCUACAAUCCACAGUGGAGAUCAUGCAGUAACCAAUCCAGCCGCCAGGAGGAGUAUAGGACAGCUAGCACAACGGAUGACUCGCAGCUUUUGCAACAGUGUUUGUGCAACGGUGCACAAGUGGGAAUUAGUUCAAUCUGGAAAUGCUGACAAUACCAAGUUGAUGAUGCGGGAGAGCAUUGGUAACCCGGGGGAGCCUUUGGGUACUGUGUUGAGUGCCGUGACAACUGUGUGGUUGCCAAUAUCUUGUCACUAUUUAUUUGACUUCUUGCGGAAUGAACAAACAAGAGGUCAUUGGGAUGUCUUAUCUCAAGAUGGUUGCGUGCAACAGAUGCUGCACAUUCCCAAGAGCCAAGACCUUGUCAAUAGCAUCUCUGUUCUUCGAAAUAGUGCUGCUGCCAGUGCUAAUCAGAUCAGCAUGCUUAUCUUGCAAGAGACGUGCAUGGAUGUUUCAGGAUCACUCGUAGUACAUGCGGCUGUCAACUCUGAAGCAAUGAAUUUGGUAAUGUCCGGGGGUGAUCCUUCUUGUGUGGCUUUAUUGCCAUCGGGAUUUGCAAUUCUUCCUGAUUGUUCUCCUGUUUCUGAUGGGCAUAUCAACUACAAUAGAGGCAGUGAUGAAGGCAAUAGUGGCUCGUUACUUACUAUAGGAUUCCAGAUAUUGGUGAAUAGCUCGCCUGCUGCCAAGCUCACGACAGAAUCAAUUGACACUGUAAAUUCCCUCAUCGCUCGCACACUCCAGGGCAUCAAAGUCGGUCUCCAGUGCAACUGAUGUGCGUGAAACUACUCUACUUCAAAGCCAACAUAUAUAUUUUCAAAUUUUUAUAAUGCAAACUUGACUAUGACGUUGAUAUAGAGAAUGAAGAGAGAAAAGUCUCUGGUUUGAGGUGAACAAUCUUGGUACAGGUUUGAGUCAAGAAUGAACCUUUUUGUUGAAUCCUCAUGGAAUUUUGGGUGGAAAUGCAACGUGUUUCUUUUAUUUGAUUUUGAUGGGCGUCGUCCCUUUUCUUGAUCUACUUCGAUUACAACUAGCUAGUGAGUAUUGCGUGUCCAACCAAGUGGAUUGUGGUUUGGUCAAUGACUCAAUUGAUCUCCUAGAUAAGAUAUCUUAGUAGUGUUCUAUUUGUUGUUGAAGUUUCUAGGAAUUCUUGAAGGUUUAUGGAACUCACCUAUCGCAUUUUGUCAUUUUGAAAUAUAUUUUGUUCACAAA